This is a messenger RNA of Peniophora sp. CBMAI 1063, 2673 nucleotides long. NCBI's taxonomy places the organism in Eukaryota, Fungi, Basidiomycota, Agaricomycetes, Russulales, Peniophoraceae. The record is from the annotation of a GenBank genome assembly.
AUGUCCCACUCUGUCACCGUCGAGGAAGUGCCUGACGAAGGUGACGACUUCAUGGAUCAGAUCAAGAUCACAAUGCCCGAUGCGAAGAAGAUAGUCCGUGAUGUACAUCCUAGCAAUGCUGGGCGGCCACAGCGACAGACUACAACUGCGUUCGAUGCUAAGCGGACUGUGCAGAACCUGACGGACCAUGCGCCGUGGCAUCCCUUCGCAAGCUACGAUGAGUAUAAGUUCACUCGUUGGCUUCUGAGAAGCGGUCUUUCUCACCGUAAGGUCGAUGAAUUCUUGAAGGGUGAUGUGUUUCACAGCGCGCGUGCAUUGCAUCCAGACCGGUACCACAGCUUUCACGAUAACAAGUCUUUCCUACUAUUCCUCGAUCAGCUUCAGACCCCUGGGCUAGUUGAUUGGAAGCACAGGCAAAUCAACAUUGAGGGAGACGUACCUGAUCCUCGCCGCCCGGGUAAAUCCCUUACGGAAACGGUUGACUUGUGGGGUCGCGACGCGCUUGAAGCUACAGAGAUCCAGUGCGACGACGGGACCGUUGUACCCAUCAUCCUGGCCUCGGAUAAGACGCAACUUUCGACAUUCAGUGGGGAUAAGCAGGCGUGGCCAGUCUAUCUGUCGAUUGGUAACAUAUCUGGUGCUAUACGGUCUCAGCCUUUGAAGGGUGCCACAGUACUGCUCGGUUACUUGCCUGUGACUAAGCUACAGUGCUUCUGUAGUCAGGAAGCAGUGAAACGUAUGGGACACCGACUCUUUCAUCAUGCGAUGAGUCUCCUGCUCGAGCCGUUGGUGGAGGUAGGAAGGACAGGCGUGGAAAUGCCCUGCGCGGAUGGCUGGUCGCGCAAAGUCUUUCCCAUCCUUGCUGCGUACCUCGCCGACUUCCCUGAGCAGUGCCUGAUCACUUGCAUAAAGUCUAAUUGCUGUCCUGUCUGUAAAGUCGACCGACUUGAGCGUGGGCACCUUCUGAAUUCGCUCUAUCGCGCACCUGAUGACACCCUCGAGCAUCUUCGGCGCGCAGACGACAAUGACCUGCAGGACGUGCCUAAACCCUUCUGGGCCGACCUCCCAUAUGCGAAUAUCUUCAGCUGCAUUACACCAGACAUUCUGCACCAACUCCAUAAGGGCGUGUUUCGCGACCAUCUUGUCAAUUGGGUGACUCGUGACUACGCAGAGGAGAUCAACGAUCGGUUUGCCCGAAUACCUCCUUACCCGGGUCUACGCAUCUUUGCCCGCGGCAUCUCGACCAUCUCGCAGUGGACCGGGAAUGAGUAUCGCCAGAUGGAGAAAGUUUUCCUGGCACUUCGGAGCGGCCUGAAUGCUGACGAUCCGCGCUUCAUCAUCGCUGCACGUGCAGUCCUCGACUUCGUCUAUCUUGCUCACUUCCCUGUUCAUUCGACUUCUACUCUCGCCAUGAUGCAGGAGGCGCUUCAACGGUUCCACUCGAACAAGCAAGUCUUCAUUGACCUCGGUGCGCGCACGCAUUUCAAUAUCCCCAAGAUACAUAGUAUGCUCCAUUACGUGCCCUUUAUCAUAGACUUCGGCUCUGUACUACCACUCUGCACCGACGGGCCUGAGCGUCUUCACAUCGACCUCGCGAAACUUGGCUACCGUGCGAGCAAUCGCAGAAACUACGUCAUCCAGAUGAUCCUGUGGCUUCACCGUCGUGAGAAGCUGGCCUGGUUCGAAUCUUAUCUCGUGUAUAUCGAGUCUGCCUUCGGGCUGCCCAGUGAUGACGAUCCCAUGGACGGAUCGAGCCUUGAGGAGGACGAGGCAUACAAUGACGAGCUUUGCGAAGACGGUGAUGAACUCGAGACGGAAGAACUUGAACUGGUCGAUGUCUUCGACCGAGAUCUUCCGCAAGUCGGCGUUAUGAGGGACAUGAAUGCUGUCCACCCUACAGAUCCUGCGCCGACAGCUGCAUCGUCCGACAAUGUGUCAUGGUUAUCUGCAGGUGACGAUGAGGUGGUCACGGAUAGCAGCUCUCGGUUUUUACCAUAUAGGAUCAGCAAGCGUCCGGCCUAUGGCCGUGUUUCUGUUUCUGAUCUACAUAAACAUUUCCAUGCUCUGCAUUUCACACGAGAGUUGCAGGCCUUCCUUCUGCGCGAGACGCCAUCAUUUGGACAAGUGUGGUUAUCCUCCCUCGACAAUCUUCGCUUCGGGCUAUAUGCCCAGUUCAGGCGAACACUCCCAUCGUUGCGCGGGCUUCCCGAAGGCGAUGUUAUGGAAGAUGUCGUGUAUGCUAUGCCAACAUCUUCCGGAUUAUCAUUGCGCUUCAGUACAGUCCUGUACAUACACAAUCAAGAUGAGGCAGCCGAGUAUGGUGUUCAGGGAUACCGUGUCGAGCGUAUACGAGCUAUCUUUGAUGUACCGGACAUCAUAAACCGUCAACGGCCCCCCAAUGCAUCUCGACACCUUGCGUAUCUGGAACUCUUCACACCAUUCGAAGAGGGACCAGAGCGGCACAGCCGUCUAUGGCGUGUAGCCCGCCAGAUGUCAAACGGCGAGCCGCGACCACUCGUCGUUCCUCUUGACUUGAUCUUUCAGAGUUGCCAUCUCAUUCCAAACUUCGGCACAGCUGUCAAUCUGAGCUGGACAUCCCAGGACGUACUUGACCAGGCCAUGAGAUUCUACCUCAAUCCUUUCAUAGAUCAUCAUAUGUACUUAUUUGUGUAG